Molecule: messenger RNA, 1071 nt
Organism: Fulvia fulva
Lineage: Eukaryota; Fungi; Ascomycota; Dothideomycetes; Mycosphaerellales; Mycosphaerellaceae
Product: Vacuolar protein sorting-associated protein 74
Exons: 3
Coding region: 1-1071 (356 amino acids)
Biological process (GO): Golgi organization; Golgi to plasma membrane protein transport; retrograde vesicle-mediated transport, Golgi to endoplasmic reticulum
Cellular component (GO): Golgi cisterna; trans-Golgi network; cytosol
Molecular function (GO): phosphatidylinositol-4-phosphate binding
Source: RefSeq, a predicted model, not a curated record
AUGGCCUCGGCCUCAGGCUCCGGCCUGACCCGCCGCCGAGGCGCAGGCGCUGCCCACACCAACGACGAGAACGACGAGAAGGACACAUCCCGAGUCUCCUCCCCAGCACCACGACCGACGACCUCCUCAGGACCAGAGACUAGCUACGAGUCCGGCGAGAAUGGCCACAAAAUCGCAUUCGACCCUCGAGAUAUGGCCGACUCAGCAGAGCGGUCGAAGCAGCCGAAACUCACACUCAUGGAGGAAGUGCUGCUUAUGGGAUUGAAGGACAAGCAGGGAUAUCUCUCCUUCUGGAACGACAACAUCUCAUACGCGCUACGGGGCUGCAUUGUAAUCGAGCUGGCGUUCAGGGGACGGAUCAGCAUGCAGAAGGACUCGAGUCGGAGGAGGUUCCCGCUUGCGGAUAGGCUGAUUGAGGUUGUGGACGAUACGCUGACCGGGGAGGUGCUACUGGAUGAGGCGUUGAAAAUGAUGAAGAGUUCGGAAAAGAUGAGCGCGAGCAGUUGGAUUGAUCUCAUGAGUGGCGAAACAUGGAACCUCAUGAAGAUCGGCUACCAGCUCAAGCAAGUCCGCGAACGACUAGCCAAAGGACUCGUCGACAAGGGCAUUCUCCGCACCGAGAAGCGCAACUUCCUCCUCUUUGACAUGGCUACUCAUCCUGUCGCAGAUGGUGGCGCGAAAGACGAGAUUAGACGGCGAGUCCGAAACGUCCUCACACAGCGCACAGUCGUGCUUCCUGCUUCGCAAUGGCUGCCCGAGAAUCUCGAGUUCCGCUACCUCAGGACGAUCGCUAUGCUGUGCGCUUCGUAUGCUGCAAAUGUGCUGGAAAACGCAUUGACUACAUUGGGACACGAAGCAAGGGAAAGAGCCUUUGCACAAGUGGACGAGUUGCUUGCAGAGUACUCACAAUGGCCUUUUGGCAAGAGAGCUGGAGGUGGUCAGGCGGCUGUUGGUGCCAACUUGGAUCAGGUCAUCAGGGAUGAGGUCAACGGUGCCAAGGAUAAGGAGUUGCAGCUCGAGGUCGUGGCAGCGUGCCUCAGCGUCUUCACCCGUCUAGACUCCCUACUCUAA